Molecule: messenger RNA, 261 nt
Organism: Oikopleura dioica
Lineage: Eukaryota; Metazoa; Chordata; Appendicularia; Copelata; Oikopleuridae
Source: the annotation of a GenBank genome assembly
AUGAAAAUCUCGGUAAUUUUAAUCAAUUUUGCUUUUGGCCGAGAAGAAGAGAAAAAAACCACUAGAGAUGAUUGUGCUCUUCCAUAUGAAGUCGGAAUGUGUCGAGCUGCGAUUCCACGAUUUUACUACAAUAUCGACAGUGGAAAAUGCGAAAAGUUUACUUGGGGAGGCUGCGGCGGAAAUCUGAACAAAUUCCCUGACGAAGAAUCUUGCAUGAAUUUAUGCGCUGGAUUGACCAGAGCGGAUGUUCGCGAGCUUUAG